This is a messenger RNA of Acanthosepion pharaonis, 534 nucleotides long. NCBI's taxonomy places the organism in Eukaryota, Metazoa, Mollusca, Cephalopoda, Sepiida, Sepiidae. The record is from the annotation of a GenBank genome assembly.
AUGAAUAACUUUCUCUCCCCUUCUCUCUCUCUCUCUCUCUCUCUCUCUCUCUCUCUCUCUCUUGGGUUUUCUAUCAAUCUCUAUUUCUUCUUUCCCUCUCUAUCUCACUCUUUUCACUUCUUUAUUUCUUUUAUUCUUUUGCUCAAAUUUUCAUUCUCUCAUCACUUUAUUCUUGAGUUCAGAUUUUCAUUCUUUUAUUCUUUCAUCAAAUUUUCAUUCUAUCAUUCUUUUAUUCUUUUGCUCAAUUUUUUUUUCAUUCCUCUAUUCUUUUGUUCAGGCUUUCAUUCUCUCAUCACUUUAUUCUUUCGUUCAGAUUUUCAUUUUUUUAUUCUUUCGCUCCUUUUUCAUUCUAUCAUCACUUUAUUCUUUCGUUCAAGUUUUCAUUCUAUCAUUCUUUUAUUGUUUCGCUCAAAUUUCCAUUCUAUCAUACUCAUAUUCUUUUUUUCAGUCAUUUAUUCUUUUAAAACAAUUUUCUUUUAUUCAUUCAAUUUUCUUUGCUUUCUUUUUUCAUUGACAAAUAUGUUCUUCCCGUAA